Ailuropoda melanoleuca (giant panda) is the source of this 1611-nucleotide messenger RNA. RefSeq names its product ribosomal RNA processing 9, U3 small nucleolar RNA binding protein (gene RRP9). The transcript has 15 exons. Gene Ontology annotation, cellular component: small-subunit processome. Lineage: Eukaryota; Metazoa; Chordata; Mammalia; Carnivora; Ursidae. Gene Ontology annotation, molecular function: U3 snoRNA binding; protein binding. The record is from RefSeq and is a predicted model, not a curated record. Bases 114 to 1538 code for a protein of 474 amino acids.
GCGGGGCAGUGGGAGCCUAUCCGGGCGCGGAGUCUUGCCAGACCUCCGGGGGUUUGGGGGUUUAGCAGCCACGUGAGUUUUCGGUGGUGGCUGUUACCCUCACGGUGGGCAGCAUGUCGGCGGCAGCGGCGGCUCGAAAGCGGGGAAGGUCGGCCUCGGGGGCCGGGGCCGGUGGAGGGACUGGCAAGCGGCGGCGAAAGGCCGACUCUGCCGGGGAUCGGGGCAAGUCCAAGGGAGGCGGCAAGAUGAAUGAAGAGAUCUCCAGCGACUCUGAGAGUGAGAGCCUGCCUCCCAGGAGGACUGAAGAGGAGGACGAGGAGGAGCUGGAGGAGACAGCCCAGGAGAAGAAGCUGCGCUUGGCCAAGCUCUACCUGGAGCAGCUCAGGCAGCAAGAGGAAGAGAAGGCUGAGGCUCGGGCGUUUGAGGAGGACCAGGUGGCCGGGCGCCUGAAGGAGGACGUGCUGGAGCAGCGGGGCAGGCUGCAGAAGUCCGUGGCAAAGGAGAUUCAGGCCCCAGCCCCGGCCGACAUCCGAGUCUUACGGGGACACCAGCUCUCCAUCACGUGCGUGGUCAUCACCCCCGAUGACUCGGCCAUCUUCUCUGCUGCCAAAGACUGCACCAUUAUCAAGUGGAGUGUGGAGAGUGGACGGAAGCUUCAUGUGAUCCCACGAGCCAAGAAGGGGGCAGAGGGACAGCCCCCCAGCCACAGCAGCCACAUUCUCUGCAUGGCCAUCUCCUCUGACGGCAAGUACCUUGCCUCGGGUGACCGCAGCAAGCUCAUUCUCAUCUGGGAGGCCCAGAGCUGCCGGCACUUGUACACUUUCACGGGACACCGGGACGCCGUGUCGGGGCUGGCGUUCCGCAGAGGCACCCACCAGCUCUACAGCACGUCCCACGACCGCUCGGUGAAGGUGUGGAACGUGGCGGAGAACUCCUACGUGGAGACGCUCUUCGGGCACCAGGAUGCCGUGGCUGCGCUGGACGCCCUGAGCAGGGAGUGCUGUGUGACGGCCGGCGGCCGGGACGGCACGGUGCGUGUGUGGAAGAUCCCCGAGGAGUCCCAGCUUGUCUUCUAUGGCCACCAGGGCUCCAUCGACAGCAUCCAGCUUAUCAACGAGGAGCACAUGGUGUCGGGCGCAGAUGAUGGCUCCGUGGCCUUGUGGGGCCUCUCCAAGAAGCGGCCACUCGCCCUGCAGCGUGAGGCCCACGGGCUGCGGGGGGAGCCGGGCCUGGAGCAGCCCUUCUGGGUGUCGUCGGUGGCAGCCCUGCUCAACACAGACCUCGUGGCCACAGGCUCCCACAGCUCCUGUGUGAGGCUCUGGCAGUGUGGGGAGGGCUUCCGGCGGCUUGACCCUCUCUGCGACAUUCCCCUGGUGGGCUUUAUCAAUAGCCUGAAGUUCUCCAGCUCGGGGGAUUUCCUGGUGGCUGGGGUGGGGCAGGAGCACAGACUUGGCCGCUGGUGGCGGAUCAGAGAGGCUCGGAACUCCAUCUGCAUCAUCCCGCUCCACAGGGCCCCCAGGCCCCCCGCUGGCUCCUGACUCUUCUCCCUUUUAUUUAAGUCCUUCCCAGGCCAGGCCCUGCCCUGUUUGUAUUAAAAGCCUUCUCUUUUGG